AAAUUUUGUAAAAUAUUUUAAACAUCGCUCUUGCUUAUCAUCAGUAUCACAAUAAUUACGAUUUACCACAGUAUAAUGUGAUUGAGUUUCAUACAGAUAUAAAGCUAAAUAGUUUAAAAGGUUUAUAAUUCGUAUAUAAUCAUGGAUGACGUUUUAGACGAAGUUGUUUCAUCAGAAGACUUGGAAAAAUUCGAGAAAGUUUUCCAUGAGCAGUUACAUCAAAGAAAUGUUACACAUAAAGCACAAUUUGAGUACGCUUGGUGUCUUGUCCGAAGCAAAUAUGCCACCGAUAUAAGGAAGGGAAUACUUCUCCUAAAAGAAUUAUUCAACUCUCAUGCAGAGGGCAAAAGGGACUAUCUAUUCUACCUUGCUAUUGGCAAUGCACGGAUCAAGGAAUACAAUAAGGCUCUGCAUUAUAUCAAGAGAUUCCUGGAGAUUGAACCCACCAACCAGCAAGUAUUGGCAUUAGAGCGUCAGAUAAACAAGCGUAUGGAGACGGAGGGUCUGGUGGGAAUGGCGGUGGCGGGAGGAGCCGUGCUGGCCCUGGGAGGACUCGUGGGCCUCGGCAUCGCCCUCGCCUCCAGGAAAUAACAUCUGGCCUUCCUUGUGAACGCGUUGUUCGGCGUUCACUUCCUUCUCACUAAGAAGGGGCCGAGGCGUGACUAGCGCUCACAGCUCUCGACGCCACGAACUUGUUUCCACGUUUAGUUUGUAUUCACAGUUAUAAACAUGUAUCGAAGGCUUUAGAUGUGAUAUAUUUAUUUAAUAAAUUAUAUUAAGUCGCCAGCUGUGGUGUGCAUAUUUCUAGCAUCUGUAUUUUGUUACUUACUUGUAUGUUACUAAAACAUUCAAAUGUUUUCCUUUUAGACCAAAUAAAUAUUUUUAUUAUUUUUUUAUUUUGCAAAAUUAUUUGAAUUAUUUCUUUUGUUUGUAUAAUGUAGGGUAAGGAUAUAUUUUUGUUUAAGUGAGCUGUUUUCAUUGUGAGACAUGAAACGUCAACUUCAACAGUAUUUCCAAGCACAAAGGGACGUGUCCAGAGAGUGCGGACACGAUACAAAGCUAACAAUACUAUUUCAUGUCGGACCAUAGAUUAGUUAUAUAUAAUAAAAUGUAUUUUGAGAAAUACAAACAACAAUAUUGAAACAA
Danaus plexippus (monarch butterfly) is the source of this 1146-nucleotide messenger RNA. RefSeq names its product mitochondrial fission 1 protein (gene Fis1). The transcript is spliced from 5 exons. Lineage: Eukaryota; Metazoa; Arthropoda; Insecta; Lepidoptera; Nymphalidae. Gene Ontology annotation, molecular function: protein binding. Gene Ontology annotation, biological process: autophagy of mitochondrion; peroxisome fission; mitochondrial fission. Bases 142 to 591 code for a protein of 149 amino acids. The record is from RefSeq and is a predicted model, not a curated record. Gene Ontology annotation, cellular component: mitochondrial outer membrane; peroxisomal membrane.